AUGGUUUAUGUAUUAUCGGUAAGACCGAAGUUAUUAUAUCUUACUAAUAAACAAUUACAAACAAUUGGUAAACGAUUAGCAUCCUCAUCUACAGCAACAAAAGCAUUAUCAUAUUCACAACGAUCACUAGCUAAUACUGCUACUACUGGUACUGCUAAUAGUACCACCACGACAGUCGUUGCCAAACAAUCAGUUAAAAACAAUAACACAUCCUCAUUCAAGAAUGGGAGAAAUGUUGCGCUUGUUUCAGGCAUAAUUAUAGUUGGAUCAUAUAUAACAUUCAAUCAAUCAAAUUAUUAUAAUUUAGAUACAUUACCCUCCCCUCCACCAUCACCAUCUCCUACAACAACAACCACUACCACCUCCUCUAAUCUCACAACCAGUGGAAAACUCCUAGAAGAUAAACGAUACUUUUCAACCUCCACCUCAUCCCUUCAUGAAAAUUCAAUCUCAAAUCAACAAAACAAACAAGGCAUCUACCUCUUAAAUGAAGAACAAGUCAGCGCCAAACUUCGUCAAUUUGAAGAACUGUAUUUCGUUAAUCGUGGCAAAGGUGUCACCCGAUAUGAUAUUUGUCAAUUAGCUUCCAAUUCCCCCAUUGAAGAUGAUAGACUGGAAGAAAUUGUUCAAGUGCCAAUAUUACAAGAUAAUAAUAUAAAAGUUUUAACUGAUUGGAUGUUUUUUGGGGUAUUUGAUGGACAUGGUGGUUGGACCACUAGUUCGAAAUUAAGAGAUCAAUUGAUUGGAUAUAUAAUUCAUGAAUUGGGUACUAUAUUCAAACCAGUUCCAAAUAAUGAUGAAGGAUUAAGGUUUGCUCCUAAUAGUGCUACUAUUGAUCAAGCUAUUAAAAAUGGUUUCUUGAAAUUAGAUCAUGAAUUAGUGAAUAAAAAUAUUGAGAAAUUGUUAAAUGAUAAUAAUAAAGCUAAAGCAGCCGAAUUAUUAAUGCCUGCAUUAAGUGGUUCAUGUGCAUUACUUUCCUUUUAUGACACCAAUACCAAGAUGUUAAAAGUUGCCGUCACGGGUGAUUCCCGAGCCAUAUUGGGAUCGUUCAAGGAUAAUAAAUGGACAGUAAGACAAUUGAGUAUUGAUCAAACCGGAUCAAAUCCUACAGAAGUAGCAAGAAUCAUAAGUGAACAUCCAGAUGAACCUAAAGUGAUUAGAAAUGGAAGAGUUUUGGGUAGUUUGGAACCAACGAGAGCAUUUGGGGAUUGUAGAUAUAAAUUACCUGCAAGUAUUCAAGAAAGAAUAUAUAAAACAUUUUUUGGUAAACGAUUACCAAAUUAUUUAAAUUCCCCACCAUAUGUGACUGCCGAACCAGUUAUUACAACCACCAAGAUAAAUCCUGAAAAUAAUGAUUUUUUAGUCAUGGCAAGUGAUGGAUUAUAUGAAAUGUUAACCAAUGAAGAAAUUGUCGGGUUGGUGGUUAAAUGGAUGGAAAAGGAAAAAAUGAUAAAACCACAACAAUCAUUCUGGAAUAAUGUUUGGCCAAUUGGACAUACUGAGAAGAAUAAAUUACCUGAAGUUGAUGAUAUCACUAAUGACAAGACUUCGAGGAAACCAAUUCGAAAAUUCCCUAAUCUGAAAUUCUUAUUAGAAGAUAGAAAUGUUAGUACUCAUUUAAUUAGAAAUGCAUUGAGUAACGGUGGAUCAAAAGAACAUACUUCAAUGUUGAUUUCUAUUCCAAAUCCUGUAAGUAGAAGAUAUAGAGAUGAUUUAACGGUUACGGUUGUAUUUUUUGGAAAUGAUAUCAGGGGAGUUAAUGAAGAUGGAAAAUUGGAAAUUAAUCAAGUUGCAACUUCUGGUGGACCUGAUUCAAGUAAACCAAAGUUGUAG
Hemisphaericaspora subhashii is the source of this 1833-nucleotide messenger RNA. RefSeq names its product type 2C protein phosphatase (gene PTC5). Bases 1 to 1833 code for a protein of 610 amino acids. The record is from RefSeq and is a predicted model, not a curated record. The transcript has a single exon. NCBI's taxonomy places the organism in Eukaryota, Fungi, Ascomycota, Pichiomycetes, Serinales, Debaryomycetaceae. Gene Ontology annotation, molecular function: cation binding; protein serine/threonine phosphatase activity. Gene Ontology annotation, biological process: protein dephosphorylation.